Molecule: messenger RNA, 1131 nt
Organism: Jatropha curcas
Lineage: Eukaryota; Viridiplantae; Streptophyta; Magnoliopsida; Malpighiales; Euphorbiaceae
Gene: CDSP32
Product: chloroplastic drought-induced stress protein of 32 kD
Molecular function (GO): oxidoreductase activity, acting on a sulfur group of donors, disulfide as acceptor
Source: RefSeq, a predicted model, not a curated record
UUGGUCACUCAGAUUUUGUUAAUAACUCUGUAGAUCUCUCUGCUUUCUGUGUGCUUUUUCUGGGGCAACAUUUCCCUUCUAUUUGCUUCAUUCUCUUCCAUGGCUACAAUCACAAAUUUGUUGUCGAAACCACCAUCUUCUCUUUCAACCAUUCCUACGAUCAGUCCCCUUUGCUUCCGUGGUUCUUUCACAAUACCCUUUGCCUCUAAACAUAAACCUCUCGCAACAAAACUAUACCCAAACAGAACAAACUUCACUGUAAAGGCCACUGCUUCCCCUGACACCAAAAAGAAACCCGUUAAGGAUGAAAGGGUACAAAAAAUCCACAGUAUAGAGGAAUUCGAUGAAGCACUUAAAACGGCCAAAAAUAGGCUUGUUGUAGUAGAAUUUGCCGCCAGUAAUAGCUUUGAGAGCAGCAAAAUUUACCCUUUUAUGGUGGACCUUAGCCGAACAUGCAACGACGUCGAUUUCCUUCUUGUAAUGGGCGACGAAUCGGAAAAAACCAAACAACUUUGCAAGAGAGAGAAUAUAGAGAAAGUUCCUCACUUUAGCUUCUACAAGGGCAUGGAGAAGAUUCAUGAAGAAGAAGGAAUAGGACCAGAUCGGUUGAUGGGAGAUGUGUUAUACUACGGAGACAACCAUUCAGCUGUGGUGCAGUUGCAUUGUAGAGAAGAUGUGGAGAAACUGAUUGGAGAUCAUAAGGCUGAUAAAAAAUUGAUCGUACUUGAUGUGGGGUUGAAGCACUGUGGACCAUGCGUGAAGGUUUACCCAACGGUGGUAAAGUUGUCGAGACAGAUGGCUGAUACUGCAGUGUUUGCGAGAAUGAACGGUGAUGAGAAUGAUAGCUGCAUGCAGUUCUUGAGGGACAUGAACGUCGUCGAGGUACCUACAUUCUUGUUUAUAAGAGAGGGUAAGAUCUGUGGAAGAUAUGUGGGCUCUGGAAAAGGAGAGCUUAUAGGGGAAAUUCUUAGAUACCAAGGAGUUCGUGUAACCUAUUGAACUAGAUAAGAGUAUAAAAGUUAGACAAAAAUCACUGUAUGUGUGAUUUAUAAUUUUCAGUAAGAAUUGAAAAUGGCCUUUCUGAAGCUUCUUUUGCAGAUAUAUAUACCAAAAUAGUUGCUUUUGAUGGCA